Pantherophis guttatus is the source of this 1172-nucleotide messenger RNA. NCBI's taxonomy places the organism in Eukaryota, Metazoa, Chordata, Lepidosauria, Squamata, Colubridae. The record is from RefSeq and is a predicted model, not a curated record.
CUUCACGGUAGACAAGCAACGUCUAAGAGGUCCUUGCUCGCUUGGGACCACCCAAGCAGAUUCCCCCCGGGUGCCUCCUUUACCAGGAUGAUUACCCAGCCUGCACUUCAGAUGAAGAGAAAAGAUUCACCAGACCUGCUUACAGCUACAUAGCUUUAAUCGCCAUGGCCAUUCAGCAGAGUCCGUCCAACAAGGUGACCCUUUCUGGCAUCUACGAUUUCAUUAUGAAGAAGUUCCCGUACUAUCGGACAAAUCAACGAGCGUGGCAGAAUUCCAUUCGUCACAACCUGUCUCUCAACAGCUGUUUUGUCAAGGUUCCCCGAGCAGAAGGCAACGACAAAGGCAAAGGAAAUUACUGGAGUUUUGCCACCGGGUGUGAAUCCAUGCUGGAUUUGUUUGAAAACGGGAAUUACAGGAGGAGGAGGAGGAGGAGUGUGAAGAGAGAAAAAACUAAGGUGGCUGGAGAAAGAGGUGCCUUGCCCACGUUGUCUUCCGCCGAUGCCGCCUUUCCCGAAAUCUCCUGUGCUGGUGAGACUUUGGAAUCCCAAUCGCUCCAAUCUUCAGAGCCCGGUGAGUUUUUUCCAAGAGCUGCCGCCAGUCGACAAAGCCCAAACAUCGGAAAAUCUGACGCCGAAAUUAAAUUUAGCAUUGAUUACAUUCUUUCGUCUCCAGACCCACUGCCGGUCCUGCGAUCCCCAUACCAUGUGCAAGAGAAUAAAUACCACCUCUUAGAUGUUCAGCAGGUUCAGUUUUGGACACUGUGAAUCAGCCGGGACAGAAAAUUCGCAAAAUGACUUGCAGCAAAGCGAAUUUCCAGUUUUGGGGGAAACCGCCCCCCACCGACCGUCUGUUGGGGUUGGGGCUUGCUGGAGAAGACAGUAGUACUCCCGUUGGUCUCGCUUCAUGCCUUCUGGGGACACAGGGGAGGCAUCUAACUGCAUAACACGGCUUGAAUUUUGGGAAGGAAGGAAAUACUUAAAGGUGGAUGGAACAGUAAUAGUAGGCCCUACACAGAUAAUGGGAUCCGAGAAGUUAUCAAGGAGACUGGAUGCUGUCCUAAUGCUGACUUGGAACAUUAGGAAUAUAAGCCAGCCUUCCUUCCUUCCUUCCUUCCUUCCUUCCUUCCUUCCUUCCUUCCUUCCUUCCUUCCUUCCUUCCUUCCUUCCUUCUUC